Mugil cephalus (flathead mullet) is the source of this 11936-nucleotide messenger RNA. It is a transcript of the gene tacc2, whose product is annotated as transforming, acidic coiled-coil containing protein 2. Lineage: Eukaryota; Metazoa; Chordata; Actinopteri; Mugiliformes; Mugilidae. The coding region runs from base 458 to 11068 and encodes 3536 amino acids. Gene Ontology annotation, biological process: cerebral cortex development; mitotic spindle organization; cell population proliferation. Gene Ontology annotation, cellular component: cytoplasm. The record is from RefSeq and is a predicted model, not a curated record. The transcript is spliced from 25 exons.
GCACAAGUGACAGACUCUUCGUCUAUGAGUCAGUGCCAUUUAGCUGAAAUCGUUAGUAUCUGAUUGUAGUUACCUAAUCUGAAUCAGGUGAUUAAACCUGAUAGCACAUGACAGUCACACCUUCGAUAAUGGUUUUAUGUCUACGUGAGCAGAGGCAUAGUCUGCACUUUGGUCGUGGUGGAAGGCAUGCAUCAGAGGCCACUAAUCUCUACAACAACACUUACAAUUUUUCUCUCACCCUGUGCAAGUACAACCCCAUACCAAAGGCCUCUAAUCCCGUGGAGUCUGAGACUAACGAGGGACAGAGCAGAUCCCCUGUGCACUCUGUCUCUCUUCUAUCGACCGCGCUGUAGGAGUACCCCUACGCUUACGGCCUUUUCCGACGCUGGUGUCUUUCAGCCAGCGGAUGCCAGAGGCUGCCGGUCUGGGCAGGUGUGGCCCCGCAGCUGGCUGAGCCAUGGGGAACGAGAACAGCACCGCCGAGGCGUUGCCAGAAGAGGGCACUCCAGAAAAUAUUGUUCUGUUUCCACCUCAGGAAAAUCAAAAUGACUCCGUACAGACCGGAACACGGAGUGAGACCGAGAGAGACGACGCAACGCUGCUGACAGAAGCGUCCACCAGCCAGCGCGGCAUCCCGUCCCUGCCGCUGCUCCCGGACGUCCCAGUCGUCACCGGAGUGGAGGAGAGCGUAGGUGGAGCAGCAGCAGACCAGGAGGACAAGGAGGAGCUGGAGUUUCCUCACGACCUGCUGCCCAGUUUAGAUUUCAGCAGCGAGUUCAACAUCUGGGAGUCCUCACUCGGAACUCACUUUAGCUCAGGUGAGGGAAAAUGUGAGCAGGUGAACCCCCUGCUGGCGGGCCUGCAGCAUCACAUGGAAGUCAGUGGACCACCGGUGGUCCCUGACCCAAGGCCUCAUGGCUGCGACCCAGUUAUCACAGAUGUCCAGCCUUCACCUCGGCCCACUGCCACACCUUACCCGGGCGGCCGACCCCUGACCCCUUCCUCAUCCGUCGUCUUAGACCUGGAACUCCAAGAGGCCUUUAAGGAAUGUGAAGAACAAAUGGCAUCACUGGGCAUGCUCACUCCCACGGAGCGCCACAGCCCAACUAUGUCUGAGACGGUUAACGAUGCAGGGAAGACGGCUGGAGAAGGGACGGUUAAUGAGUCUAGUGAGUCAUCGUCAGUGCCUCCAAUCACGGUCCAGCCAGGGCAUAGCAACGGGGGCCAUGGAAACGAGAGUACACAUGGAAACAGUGAGGCAGCAAACAGUCAGAAGGAUACAGUUGUGUUUAGUUUCAGGAAUUACAUACUGGGCACUGAGGAUAGAGCAGGGACAGAAGAGACAGGCGGGGAAACAAAAGCAACUCAGAGUCUGGUUGAAUGUGCAGAGACUGAGCCAGAGAAAGAAACGGAGACGGAUGAACCGAAGCAAACGCCCCCGUGCACACAAUUAGAAAUAGCAACAGAUUCAUGUAAAGAAACGUCCAAACAUGCUGCGUUCAGUGAACAGGGAAAGGAUCUAAGGGAGGAUCAUGUUGAUGCAGCUACUGAGGAGUGGAAAACAGUGGCUAGGGAGAAAGGCACCGAGGCGAACGUAACGAAGGAAAGUGAUGAGAUUAACAUUUGUACAGUUGAAACCAAUACCGAUAAUUCAGUUAUAGGUUCGUCAGAGUGCAGCGCUCAGUUAAAGGGUAAAGACACAUUAUUAGAGCUGCGGUCAGAGGCACAGGCCCCAACAGACGAACACGCGGAGAAGAAGGGGUCAGAGUCAGAAGCUGCGAAACAGACGAGUUCAAAGAGCGACAAACAGACCGAGCAAAAUAAAGAGGCAAAGAAAAAGAAACACAGGAAAAAGAAGAAGACGGAGAAGAGCGCUGCAAAGUCUGAAAAUCAAGAGCAGCCUGCGUCGCUCCUAAAUACAGGAAAUCACACAGAUCCUCUAGUAUGUGAUGAAUCAGUGUCAGAGGCACAGGAUGUGAGAUGUGGGGAACAGCCUGAUAAUAGCAUUGAUUGCCAGCAGCAGCCGAGUCCUGAGGGAAAACCCAUAUCCAGCCCCCCACUAUCAUCCUCUCACAGCGGGUCGGAUCAUCUUACACCCCCAGCCUCUUCACCUGUGUCCAACCCCGCUCUUUCACAGAGGCCUCAUCAGUCACACAACCAGGACACACCAAGUUAUUAUAUGCAUCAAGUGGAGCCACAUGUAACUGAUAAUCAAAAGACACCCACAACAUUCGUCCAAACUGCAGUCAUCGAUCCAGCUGCUUCCAGUGAUCAGAUAUCAGGUGCACAAACGGAGGAGGCUGUAGUUACCACAGGCACAGAAAUACUCACUCGGGAGGAUCAGAGCCCACUCUCCGGCAGCACAAGUUGUGUGGGAGAGAGUAGCGUGGAAAGCGCCCUUGAAGAGGCUUUAGUGGUGGUUGCUGCGUUGCCACUGACAACACCCACACUGCCAGCAGUGAUAGAAAGCAAGAGAGAGGGAGAAAGCGCGAGGCGUGAUUCACUGAAGAGAGAGGCUAGUGAAGCGAUUGCAGAGAGUGAGAAAGAAGUAGGAGAAAAACAAUUCAUAGGAAUAGAAAAGUGCCUCAGCGCUGCCGAUGGAGACGGAGGCGAACUCCUGGGCAGCUCUCCUCAGCUCCCGUUAAUCGGUUCACAGGGAAAAUGCUCACUUGCAUUCUCAGCCAAAGAGGGACAGGCUGCCUGUGAGAAAAGCUGCAGCAGCAAAAUGCCACACAACUCUUCAGAGGCUGAAAAUAAGGGACCGACGGACACGACGGUGCACGUUUCAGACACGGAGAUCUCGCCAGCCGAGGAGGGAGAAGCAGAGAGGGAGCCACUCCGGUUAGAGGCAUUCAUCAAUACUUCUCCCCUUGGGCUACUCACUGGUCCUGGUUGUCAGGAUCACAGAGCUGCCGGAUCGGAGAAAGCAGGGGAGGGAGGAGGAGGAGGAGGAGAGGAGGUGGGAGAGAAAGGAGGGCUGGCUAGAGUGCACAGUUCAUUCAGCCAGCCACAAGGCUCUGCUACUGGGGUGUCAUCAGACAAGACUGAAACGUGUCCGCCCACCGAUGUUGCCGAGUCACAGCUGAAGUCACAGAGCGAGCCGACGGUUACCAUCACUGAGAGCAUCAGCACAGAACAGGACCGUCUCCUUCACCCCUGCCAGGAGCAGAGUAGCGCAGCAAUUGCACCUCUCCCCACUCCCACUGAGCAGAGCUCCAGCAGCAGCACGAACGGAGGAGGAAUAAGGGCUGAUCUCAAACUGAACUUGAUUUCGGAGGAAGCGUCGUCUCUGGGACGCACUUGUGAGGAGUCACCCGUCGUGGAAACAAACUACAGCCAAGUCUCCCUGCCUUCAAUCUCACCUCAGCCUUUGACUACUUCACAACAAAUCCCAGUCAAGCAACAAGAAAGCAACAAUCAACAAGUUCAGCCUAGUAGCACAACAGAAGUAAGGACCGCCGAAAGUGCAGCUGAGUUCCAAGUCGAAGCUCAUAUCCAGAGCAACAGCGACAGCCCUGCUAUGUCUGGAGUGGGUGUGUAUUUAUGUGACAGCACUAGAGGUAACAACAGAGUUCACUUUGCAGACAAUGUGAAGGGAAAGGGCAGUUCUUCUGUGGACCACAGGAACAUGUCAGGGGCGACUUUGGACUGCGCCUCUUUGCCACCGCUGACUGUUCACGAGAGUUUGCGGUAUCCUGUUGUUGAGGCUAGCUACACCUUUUCAGACUAUCUCAGCCCAAAGAAGCCAGAAGUCCCCACAAAGCCAGCUCCUACCAAGGAUGACACAGCAAUACGGAGCUCAGCCGAUUCUCCAAAGCCACACACUGAUGUGCAGUUGGAUAAAGGUGAUAUGGGAAAUAAAGAUACGGAGGAGAACUCUGCUAUAGAUCACUCAGGUAAUGACAGCUUGGAGACCAACACUGUAGAUGUACAGUCGGUGACCGAGGCCAGCGCAAAACAGCUUCCACGUCCCACUGAGAACAAUCAGACUGGUGAUGGAGAGUUCUCUGAGCUUUUACAAACACCAGGAAGUGUCAUUUCUCAGACCCAUCAUCCAGCAGUUGAAGCAGUGACAGCAAAGGUGACAGAGCAAGAAGAGACGGACGCAGGUGCUGUAUGUCAGCGUUUACCUGAGGAUAAGGAAACCACUGUGUUAACUGCAGAUUCUAAAGACGCAGUCAAAAAUGAACUGUCCCACGAGUCACCUUUAAUAAGUGAUAUCCCAAUCAAUGUGGAAGAAAAAGAAGGGACGCAGCAUGAUGUUUCGUCUAGUUUUGUGCUUCCAGUUGACGAUGUUUCCCGCGAGCCUUUAACUGAUGUCUCUGCUGAGCUCUCUGUCGGGCAGCUUCCUGCUGAUCAUGACCCCACUUCAAAACCUGAACCUGUGACCUUGACCUGUGCAACCUACUCUGCUCCCAGUCGUCCACCUCUCACCCAGUUAGACGAGACACCUCCUAGUGGACUAGUUAACACAAAUGCCAUUGACCAGCCCAAGUCCACAAUUGACUCAGCUAAUCUGACAAAGGAUGAAUCACUGACUUCAGAAGAGACAACCUCUGACCAAUCAAGUUCUGUCACUAAUCCUGCUUUUGUGCUGCAGCCUCCUGGCCCAAUGUUGAGUCAUUUGGAGUUCAUUAGUGACAGUGAUGUAUCCCUUCCUGGGCAGACAGAUAACAACAGUACUGGUGGUGACAGCACCAGCGUCUCCGGAGAGGUGGACGGCAGUCAGCGCAGAGAAGUGACACAAGUGUGUUUAGCACAUGAUCUGGAGUGCAGUGAUGUUAAAGCAGAUGAGAUUUGUCCAAUCAUGGAGGAUAGAAAUGAUGCUAAGGAGUCUGUAGCGGGGAAUUCUGUUACCAAUAAUCUUGUAACUCCCUUUUCACAAGUGGAAAAUCUGCCUCCUCCGUCUGUGCCUCCUGGUGCGGAUGAUGUUCAGGCAAUGGGUGAAUCUGAUAAAGUAAUUUCCCUAACUCAUGCUGAGCCAGACUCUACUGGCAUUAAACCUGUUAUCUGUGAAGCAUCCAUUAGGGAUGACCUCUUAAAUGCUAGCUGCCCACUCAGCCCUGACUUGCCUACCGAUGAGGCUUAUAGUAAAACUGCCCAAGAAAAUGUGAAAGAAGAACACAAAGUGGGCGAUGAGACCUCGGUGCUAUUUGAAGAGAAAAAGAAACAAGCUGGUGAGGAAACAAUGGAUAAUCAAAAGGAAGCAGCAGAGAGCAACAAGCUGCACACAGGAAACAAUGGCACAACACCACAACAGAGUAAUGGAACAGAUAAAGAGGCUGUGGAGAAAAUUGCAGCCCCGCAGCCACCACUUAAACAUAAAGUACAAAAGACUGAGUCACCAUUAAGUGAAACGUUUUCCUUAUCUACCAGCACACCUGCAUCUGAAGAAGUGCUACGCACUGACUCAAGCGCUGAACCUCAGACUGUUUAUGACCAGAAUUUGCACCAAACUCUGGCAGCGACACUGGAAUGCAGCUCUGACUCUGCACCAGAUUCAAGCGUAGCUCUUGGCCAAUCGCAGUCCGCACCCGAACCCGACUGUUUUGCUCGGCAACAGGAGCAACAGCAGCAGCAACGGCGGCUGGGGUCCAGACAUCCCACAGAAGAAUUGCCAGGUGGCUGUCUAGAGAGGGGAGAAAAGACAGACAGCGAGACCCAAGCAGUGGUUCGGGGAGUGAAAGGGGCGACAGAGGAAGCAGAUGUGCCUGUUGGGAGUUUGUGUCAGUUGGGAGGCAAAGAAGAGCUGGUGGGCGAUGACAGUAUUGGUAGUGAAGGAGUGAUGGGUGCAGAUAAAGGUGAGGCAGUGUUACCAGGGGUUGAAGGGGCAAAUGUGCCAUCUCAACUUGAUUUAAAUGAGACAGGUAGGACGGCUGAGAGAAAUACCUCAUGUGACACAGAGACAGUAACAACUUCCUCUCACGUAGGUGAUACAACACAGGAGAUAGAUGAAAAGGAAAGCUCUGGGUUAGGGGGAGGUGGGUCAGAUGCAGAUUUAGUGCCUGACACCGCAUUUGUGAGUGAUCUGGAUGGUAAAGGUCAGCAAAAAAGUCACGUAUCAGCCGCCUGUCAAGACCAAUAUGUUGAACCUGGAACGUCAAAGAACAAAGCUGUAUCUGUUCGGUCUGCGUCACAGCAGCAUGAGACCUCUCCUCCCCAAACUUCUGUCUCAUCAAAGGCCGGCACAGAUAGUGAGGACAUUGAUACACCCGUAAUUCCAAGUGCAAAGCAGGCUGAAGAAAUUCAUGCAAAGGUAUUCAGUGCUCUGCCAGAUCCUACUGGGCAACCAGGAAGUGGGGAAAAUGCUUUCAGCGCUGCCACGGCCGUGAACGGCAACAGUAGUGAAAGUGGGGAGUGUGAAAUUCAGGAUACAGUGUGCGUGCCCCUUGAGCAGCAGAGCUCCAAUAAAACUUUAGCCACACAAAGAAGCCCAGUAGUACAAACGCCCAUAAAAGGCUCUGAGGUGAUCACAAAAGAAGAUAAAGCAGCUUUGGACGGAGAGAAAGUUAACAGCCAGGGAGAGGAACAAAGUGAGAUUAAAAUAAGGGACAGUGAAGGAAUGGAGAAGCAGGGGGCUGUAAAUUUAACCGGGAACGCUAAAGAAGACAGUGGCUCGGGGUCGGUCAAAGCUGCAGGCCCCUUUCAAAGUGGGGUGUCAAGCAGCUCUGAAACAUCUGUUUGUCCCUCUGAAGGGAGCGUUGGUGCUCCUAAGGCAGCAGAAAUAGACAAUGAUCAAACAGAUUUCACAUCUGUUGUUUUGUCAAAGUGUCAGGAAGACUUUUCAUCAACCUCCACUGUGGCCCCGAUACCGGAUGACCAGGUGUCACUGUCAAAGCCCCACAGUGAUAUUGUGGAAACCCCCAUUGUCACUGCUCCUGAGCGUGAAACAGAAUCUCCUGAAAAAGCUCCUGCCUGCAGUCCUCCUGUUGAACAAGUGUCUGUGAACAUAGAGGCUGUUGAUGUGUCAGAGCGUCCCGCUCCUGGACUAACGGUCCAGGAACCAGAUACAAACUGGAUAAAGGCGCUAAAAGAAGCCGCCUCCCACUCUCAGAGUGAACAAGUGAACAGACUGGAGACCUCAAGACCCCUCCCAUCUCUGGAGUCUCCACAGCUAGAGUUUCUCACUCCCACUGAAGACUGUGCUCCUCCGAGACAAGAGGAGAUCCCACCAGAGGUUCAGGCGGCAGAGGAGACGACAGAAAUCCCAUCUUUAAACCUUCCGAAGAAGCCAGUAGACCUUCCUUUGCCUUUGAAAAAGGCAGCAGAUCUACCAGAACCAACACGGAAAGCAGCAGAGCUUCACGAACCAGAGCAAAGCACAAAAGUAGAGCUCCCAGAAGUGGAGAUAAAAACCGAGCUUUCAGGGGCAAACGAGAAAGAAGAAGAGCCUCCAGAAGAGUUUAAAGAGCCAGUAAGUUCUACAGAAGCAUCAGAGGAGCAGGCGGAGGUCUUCGAACCAACGAAAAGGACAGAAGAGAUCCCAGAGCCGACAGAAAAUGAGAUAGAAUCCCUAGAAGAACCAACAAAGGAUGAAGAACCAGAAGCAGCAAAGACAACAACAGAGCCCCCGCAACCAGAGAACAAGCUGGUCAGUGAGCUGCCAGAGGAGCUAGUGGAAAUACCAGCACAGAUCCCACCUGUGGAGCCAUUUCAAGUCCCAGCUGAGAAAACUGCAGUGACAGAAACAGUUGAGAUUCCUACUGCAGAGCCACAGGACAGUUGGCCCUCCCUCGCUGAGCAGUCAGAGAGGGGUCACCCUGCCCCUGCCUCUCCCCCACCUCCCGCCUCCGAGCACCACCCUCCGUCUGCCCACCCUCCUCACCUCCCAACUCCAACACCACAGGAGAGUCACGCACUUGAAGCUCUAACGACCCCGCCUGCCUCCCCCCUCCUCCCUCCCCCAGCCCCUGCCUCCCCUCCUGCGCCUUCUGACUGUGAGGACCAUCACCCUGCCUCUGCGCCCUGCCCUGUCCCACUAAGGAGCUCAGACUCUGAUGGAGCUUUUGAAACCCCUGAAUCUACAACUCCAGUAAAGGCUGUUUCUCCCGCUGAACCCCAGAGAGAACAACUUCAUGACAAAGACACCUUGGAUGGUGUUCCUGCCGCUGGGUUGACCACAGGUGAUCCGCCCGGUCUUUCUUCGUCCAGUGCUUUCGAUGAGGACAAGCCCAUUGCUGCCAGUGGUGCAUAUAACAUUGAAGUUUUUGCCACAGAGGCCACAAGUCACACUCUGACCCGUUCUCUCAGCCUCCAAGGGGCAGACCUUGAUAGUUCUAGUCUGCUGGAUGGAUCGCUGUCUGGGGGUUACCGUCCACAUUCUGAAUCCUUCAGCGUAGGCACUGAGAGUGCCCCGGGGACGCUCCGCAGGCCCAAGAAAGUUCGCCCUGGAUCUUUAAAGAAGAAGCCUCUCCUCAGACAGAACUCCAAUCCGGAGAGUGCAAGCCCAGCCUCAUCCAGCAGCACCCCAGAAAUCAAGAAGCGGGCAAAGCCUCUGACUGCCAGCCCUCUCCCAGCUCAGGAGGAAACAGAAGGAGGCUCUGCGACGCCAAGCCCUGGAGGAACUCUCCGAAAAACCAGGAAAAGCCGCGUGCAGACUCCUCCUCCUCUGCCCGAGGAGACCAGUCAUAUCAGUCAAGAGGAGCGCAGUGUUGUGCCAGCCUUACCCUUGUGCCAGGAGGAGGUCCCUCUCCCUGGUAGUCUGACAAACGAAGAAGACUCCCCAAUCCCGCCCAGUGCAUCCUAUCAAUGGGAUCCAGAGAACUUUGAGAACAUCGACCCUUUCAAAACUGGAGGAAGUAAAAUUGCCAAUUCCCCUGAUCUGGGUCGUAAAGCUCCUGUGUGUGGCCCUAUUCCCACCCCUCCAGAGAGUCCCCCUGUUCCUGCUGUGGAACAACGUCUCCCCCAUUCCCCCGUUCCCCCCAAAGAGCCAGUCACCAACCCUGAGGAGCAGCCCAUUAUUCCCAAGCGCCAGCCAGUAAGACUGGAGUUUGACUACUCCGAGGAGGGCUCUGAGGCGUCACAUCAGGCCUCUCCUCCGCUCAAAAAGGUGGGAAAGAAGCCCGGUGCCAAGAUGCCUCUGAGGAAACCAAAGCUGGGGCUGAAAAAGGCACCUCCGCCAACAACGGAGCCGCUAGACAACACCCCUCAGGCACAACACAAUGGCAAUGAGGAUGAGAUCCCUGUUCCUAAAGCAGCUUACAACUUUGAGCCUGACAAAUGGGACGACCCAAACUUCAAUCCAUUUAGUUCAAAGAAAGGUAUCGCCAAUUCUCCAAAACUACCCCGGCCGUCUUAUACCUUUGACCCCAAUAACUUUGAUGACUCCAUAGACCCUUUCAAAUCCUCCAGCAAUAUAAGUAACUCCCCGCCGAAGGCAUCAGCGUCCUAUGAGCUGUCAUCCAAUGACAACGAUAAUGAAAAUGACAAUGACAACGUCGGGGAACUGGAGGACCAAAACCAGAACAAACCGGCCAAGAAGAAGAAAACGCCUAUCAAAUCGAAGUCCAGGGGUGUGUCUUCUCUAUGUUGUCUGUUUAACACUUUCAGAGUGAAGAGGUCACCAAAGAAAUCUCCGCUGUCUGACACAUCCCAGGAUCCUGCGGAUGAGCUUCACUCACAGGAAGACCACGCCACAGACGAGGAGAAGCUGGCCUCCUCCACCAAUCAUAAGUGGGCAGCCCUCCACGACAUGGACUCAGAUUUGAACUCAGACCAGCAAGACUUCCCUCAGCCAUGUGACCUUACUUCUUUUGUUAACGAGAACAGUCUUCCUCAGGAGACUCCAGUGCAAGACUAUGAAAUUGAGUACAUGGAGAAGAUUGGCUCUGCUUCGCCGCCACUGUCUGUGAAGAAGCCUUCUUUGUACUUAAAGUUGGACUCGGUAUCCGACAACUUAACCAAAAAUACACAUGGAUCUGAACCCAGCUCCCCCUGCACAGGGAGUUUUGAGGAGAUGGAGGCCCAGAUAACAGCCGGCAUGAAGACGCCGGUGCUGAGUUCCCGGCCUGGUCCCGAGGGCUCUGCUGGGGGGGACAAGGGCAGGAAGAGGGAGAGCGAGGCGCUCAGCCGAACACAGAGCACAGAGAGGGAAGAGCAGCCCCCUAGCCAGGGCCCUGUGGAGGCCCCUGCUCCAGCCACGGCCAUGCCCCUGUUAGACAGGCUGUCUGAGUGUGAUGACCCCCUGCAGUACCUGGAGCCUGACCUGGCUGAGACCAACCCCACCGCAUUCGCCCAAAAACUACAGGAGGAGCUGGUUCUUGCUGCCCUGAGGAUAGAGGCUCUGCAGGUAGCCAAAAACAUCUCUCAGUGCCCCUCCCUCUCCACUGUAACCCCCCAGCACAGAGACGUGGCGUCCUCGGCAGAAAGUGCCGUGUCGAUGAACUCGCUCUACGCCAGGACCGCCGCCACCAGCUACAUCGAAGGGGAGAGUCCCCACCUGCCCAGAGAGCUGGACCACUCACUGGGAAUUGCGCGAGAGGAGAUUGUGACAAAGGAGAAAGAAGUGCUUGAGUGGCAGAGGAAGUAUGAAGGCAGUCGACAAGAGGUGGUGGAGAUGAGGAGAAUUGUUGCCGAGUAUGAGAAGACAAUUGCCCAGAUGAUCGGCAUGCCAGAGGAUGACCAGAAGGAGAAAUCUCUCUCCCACCAUACCAUCCAGCAGCUCAUCCUGGAGAAGGACCAGGCCUUGGCCGACCUCAACUCUGUGGAAAAGUCCCUGGCCGACCUUUUCCGUCGCUAUGAGAAGAUGAAAGAUGUGCUGGAGGGUUUCCGCAAGAACGAAGAGGUAUUGAAGAAAUGCGCUCAGGAGUAUCUGUCCAGGGUCCGCAAGGAGGAACAGAGAUAUCAAGCCCUGAAGAUUCACGCGGAGGAGAAAUUAGACAGGGCCAACGCAGAGAUAGCUCAGGUGCGGGCCAAGGCCAAGCAGGAGCAAGCUGCCCACCAGGCCAGUCUGAGGAAGGAGCAGAUGAAGGUGGACUCCCUGGAGCGCACGUUGGAGCAAAAGAACAAAGAGAUCGAGGAGCUGACGAAGAUCUGCGACGAGCUGAUUGCCAAGAUGGGGAAAAGUUAGCGGCCGCACUACGACCGGCCAAAAAGGAAGCGGAUCACUCUUCCGAGGACUGACGGACGCCUAAACCCCAAAGUGGUCUUUUAUUUCCUACUGACUUUGUGUAUACAGGAUCCACAGGAAUGGCUUCCUCUUAAUUAAUCUGUACAUUUUUGAUGUGUCAGUGUAUCGUACUGUAUCAGGGGUCUGAUUUAAAGUUUUAGCAAAUCUAUCAUAUCACUUAUGAGUGCGUUUGCGUGUGUGUGAGAGAGCGAGUGUAUGAUAAUGAGAAAGUACAAGCGUUGUUUGUGGGUUAAAUGAUCUAUUAUGAUGUUGCCAUGACAGCCACUGAGGGAGAAGACUGUUUACCCGCUCCUGUUAUCGUCUCCUCUUACAACAAGAGAAAGAUAGGUUUUGGAAGAAAAGAAAAAAAAAGAAAAAAAAGCGUUGCUUAGAUUUAUUCAUGAAAUGUUGAAUUACUAAGAGAACACCCGCUAUCACACUAGCAACUUGCAUGUGAGAGACAAAGAAAGAAAAAUAAAUCUUGUAAUGUCUAAUGUUUGUAUAUACUGCAGUAAAGUGUGAAAAAGACUCAUUUUUGAUAGUCACGCCGUCAUCCACAGCCCGCCGCCCCUCAUGUAACCGUGUAGAUAUUUGUCAUACUUGUCAUAGCUUUUUUCGAUAAAAUGGUGGAAUUUUAUUUUUGGGGAUUUUAUUUUGAUAUAAAGCAAACUAAUCGUGACUGUAUUCAGUUGUGACCCGGAGUAAUUUAAUUUUGGAUGGAUAUGUUCUAGUCCUGCAAUGGUCGUAUGUCACACUGAGGAAUAACUUCUCUGCACAGCUACUGUACAGCAUCUGCUUACAAAGUGCAAUAAAAGAUGGCAAUACAGCA